AUGACGGUAUUAGGAGAGCAUCUAGUGAGCUGGUCCAAGACUGGAAUUAUCGCUUACAGUGACUCACAAUCGCAGGAUGCCAAUAUCUGCUUGACAUUUUUAGAAUCCAUUAAUGGGAUUAAUUGGCGAUUUCAUACUCCACAAAGAUACGUCUUACACCCACAAUUACACGAAGUUCAAUACCUUGAAAAUGGCAGUGCUUCAAGUGGGCACUCGACAACUGCUUCUGUGAACGGAUCAACUACAGCCGGUGUAGGAAGUACUCCGACUGUUGGAAGCAGCAGCAAUAAAUCCACUCCACAGUUUUUCUAUAACAUAUCAUCCAUUCACUGGAACAACUGGUUUAGUUUACCAGGAGAUAUGUUAGCUGUUUGUGAUGAAUUAGGUAAUAUGACUAUGUUAAUUACUGGGCAACGACCUGAUCGUGCCACCACAUAUGAAAAACUAACAAUGGUAUUCCAGGAUAAUGUAUAUAAAAUUUACAAUCAUGUUAUGCCAUUGAAACCCGUUGACAAGCUAAAACCUAUGAACAUUGAAAGAAAGCAAACAAGAAAGGAAUACAAUACAUCCAUCCUUGAGUUCCACUGGCUGACAUCCUCUAAAUCCGUAAUUGUUUCCCAAUUUUGUGCAUUUGAUAGUAGUUCCAACACAUACAGAAGUAGAGCCCAGCAAGUUCCUCCAUACGGUGUAUUUCAUCCCCCAUUUAUAAAAUAUGCAUGCUUGGCAAUUAGAAAAAAUGGUCAAAUCGAUUUUUGGUACCAAUUCUCAAACUCAAAGGAUCAUAAAAAGAUAACGUUACAAUUGUUGAACGCAUUAAAUGAAAGAUCUAAGGAUCUUCAGUGGCUUGAACAUGCUAAAAUAACGCCUAUGAAUGACGAUCAAUGUAUGUUGAUAACUACAUACUCAAAACUGUCAAAGAAUGUUUCUUUCUACAAGCUACAUGUUAACUGGAACCUUACCACUGCCAAACCAAACGUCUUGAACGAUCCAUCUUUAAAGAUACAGUACAUUUUGAGUACUACUCUAGAUCCAACGGAUGGUGAAGGUCAUGUGUUGAAGUUAACAAACUUGCAUAUCGUGUCUAAAUCCUCGAUCGAAAAAGAUCCAUCGCCAGAAAUUCUUAUUUUGUACAAUGUGUGCGAAACAUCAAAAUCAUUAGUGAAAAGAUACCGAUUGGCCCAAACACAACUUCYGGCCGAAUAUUUAGCAAUAUUGAAACCAGACUUAAACAUCGAUCGAAACAAUUCUACAAGCCAAAUAUUUCAAUCACGCCGUUAUAAUCUUCGUCAGCACACUGAUAUAGUCCUUGACAAAAAGGUUAUCUUAAUAACUUCUGAAAUGUUUGAUGGAUUCGUUUCGUUUUAUUUUGAAGAUGGUACCAUUGAAUCCUAUAAUCAAAAUGAUUGGAAAUUGGAAACUGAACGACUUAUAAAUCAAAACCAAUUGGGAAAAUUCAAGAAUAUUAUUGCAUCUCCAUUAAGCGCCGGGUUUAAUUAUGAAAAGCUUCCUUUACCACCUUCACUCGAGUGGAUGAAAGUUUCACCCUCUAUGUGUGGGGUUAUUAUCAAACAAUACAACAAAAAACGGCCUGAGUUUUAUGCUGCAGCUCAAAGCAAUUAUACAGAUCCUGAGAAGGAUUCCAUAAACGCGACAUCGUUGGCAUUUGGAUAUGUAAAGAGUUUACACAAACAAAUAUCUGCCGAAGAUUUAACAAUUGCUGCAAAAACACAUAUACUCAAGAUUUCAUCUCUGGACAAGAACAGGGCCAAGGAAUUUAUUACAACAUUAUUAAAGAGCUUGUACGCUUUUUUCAACAUUUCUCCUGAUGCGCCAAAGGAAGUUAUGGAUAAAAUUAUUACAAGUAGACCACUACAAAAAAUUAUGCUAUUGCAGCUAGAACUUGGAAGUUGCUUUUCGCACGAUAACAUUGAACAAAUGGCAAGAGUUAUCCUCUAUUUGAAAAAUGUUUUGUUCGCAUUUAACGGUGUAGCGAGGAAUUUUCAUUUUGCCAUUGAACAAAUAAGCAAUAACUCUAACCAACAACAAAACCCGAAAUUAUUUCAAACCAUAUUUUCAAAACAGGACCUCAUCCAUUCGUUGAUUCCCGUUGCGAAAUGGUUUGUAAAGUUCGUUACUUAUCUGAUCCAAGAAAUUUUAAUUUUAAUUAACGAUCCCACAAAUGAAGACUAUACUCUUGUCCAUGGAAUAUUUGGGGCUAAGAUGUCGAGAACACUGAUACUAUCCAUCCUUAACGAAAUCAAGAAAGUCACCCAAAUAGUUGCAAAGUUUCCAGAAAAUUCAUACCCGAUUCUAAACGAAUCAUCUACUUUCUUAAAACUUGUUUUAUCAGAGUCACCGGUGGAUUUCGAAAAAUUUGAAACAUUUCUAGUCGAUGUAAACAACAAAUUUAUUGCCCUGUCUGAACAGCAACCAUCACAGGAAAGAGAGUUUUCACUUUUAGUAAAAGCCGAAAUCCCCCCUGAAUUUGCCAAAGUGGGAGAUUUCCUUUUGCAGUACGCAAAUAAUGCAGUCAUUUCUCACGCCAAUGCGGCUGCAGUGUAUUUUGCAGAUACCAGUGGUUUAAAGAUAUCCAAUACAGAGUUUUUCAAUCCUGAAAUAUUCCAUCUUUUGCAACCCUUGGAGAAGGGACUGAUUAUUGAUACUGAUGAACUACCUAAAAACUGUAGAAGCUCUAGAUCUUUCAGCAAACUACUGUAUGACGACGUAACCUGCGACCAAUUGAGUACGUCAGAAAUAAAUGACGGAAAGCUGAAGAGAUGUAGCAGGUGCGGGUCCGUGACAAGGGCAGGUAAUGUAAUAUCGGGUGACAAGACAAUUGUCCCAACCAGCAUACAGACCAAAAGAUGGCCAACCAUGUACACAAGGUUGUGCAUAUGUUCAGGAAUGCUAUUCGAGAUGGAGGCCUGA
Saccharomyces eubayanus is the source of this 2928-nucleotide messenger RNA. RefSeq names its product Sin4p (gene SIN4). The transcript has a single exon. Bases 1 to 2928 code for a protein of 975 amino acids. The record is from RefSeq and is a predicted model, not a curated record. Gene Ontology annotation, cellular component: mediator complex. Lineage: Eukaryota; Fungi; Ascomycota; Saccharomycetes; Saccharomycetales; Saccharomycetaceae. Gene Ontology annotation, biological process: positive regulation of DNA-templated transcription.